AGCCCAUAAGAAAGAAAGACAAAGACCCUUCCUUAGCUCGCACUCUUUCUCUGCUAACCAAAACCCGUAACUCCAUAAGAAAUUUGAAGAAGAAAUAAUAUUCUGCGCUGAGUGUUGCAUCAUCACGUUAGAGGGGGUGUGGAGAGAGAAGAUAGAGUGAAAUAAAUAGAAAGAAGAGGUGGGUUUUUGUUGGUGAAGGUGGAUAUGGCCUUUGCUUCUAUGUUUUGUUGUGUAAAGAAUUCCGAUCGGAAAGAGCGAGGAAAGAAGCAACCAACAUGGCGGAUUUUCUCCUUGAAGGAAUUACACUCAGCAACUAACAACUUCAAUUAUGAUAACAAGCUGGGAGAAGGGGGAUUUGGCAGUGUUUAUUGGGGUCAGCUUUGGGAUGGAUCACAGAUUGCAGUUAAAAGGUUAAAGGUCUGGAGCGACAAGGCAGAUAUGGAAUUUGCUGUUGAGGUGGAGAUAUUAGCACGUGUUAGGCACAAGAAUCUGCUGAGUUUACGUGGAUAUUGCGCUGAAGGGCAAGAGCGUCUGAUUGUAUAUGACUACAUGCCAAAUUUGAGCCUGCUCUCUCACCUUCAUGGGCAGCACUCUUCAGAAUGUCUUCUCGACUGGAAGAGGCGGAUGAAUAUUGCGAUAGGUUCUGCUGAGGGAAUUGCUUAUCUUCACCACCAUGCGACCCCUCAUAUCAUCCACAGAGACGUCAAAGCUAGCAAUGUGUUACUAGAUUCAGAUUUCCAGGCUCAGGUUGCUGAUUUUGGAUUUGCAAAGUUAAUCCCUGAUGGUGCAACACAUGUAACCACUAGAGUUAAAGGUACCCUUGGCUACCUUGCCCCCGAAUAUGCUAUGCUUGGGAAAGCAUCAGAGAGCUGUGAUGUGUACAGCUUUGGCAUUCUUUUGCUAGAGCUUGCAACUGGCAAGAAACCACUUGAGAAGCUGAGUGCCACAGUUAAAAGAAUAAUUACAGAGUGGGCUCAGCCGUUGGCUUGUGAGAGGAAAUUCAGUGAACUGGCAGAUCCCAAGCUGAAUGGGAAGUACGACGAGGAAGAGCUGAAAAGGGUUGUCCUUGUCUCUCUCGUAUGUACUCAGAAUCAACCAGAGAGAAGACCCACAAUGCUUGAUGUGGUAGAGCUACUGAAGGGAGAGUCAAAGGAGAGAUUAUCUGAACUGGAAAAUGAUGAAUUGUUCAAGCCCCCCCAGGCAGUUGAUUAUAAUGAUGGAAUAUCAGUUGCCGAGGACAGCUCGGACUUCAUCUCGGAGGAGAAGGAUGCGAACCGGGAAGUGAAAGAGAUUGUACAAGAAAAUACUCACGAUAGCUGAAAGUGUUUGCGCAUGUAAAAAUCAGGUUUGGAUUGAGUUUCUAGUUGAACACGGUAGCACUGGCAAAUCCAUUUAUCAGAGUUGUCAGGAAUGAUGCUGCUGCUAACAGCAUCGUUUUGUGGCUGCAAAAGUGUUUGUGCUUGUAAUUAUUGAGUAUACCAGGUGGCCUUGGUAUCUGUCUAGUAUUAAGUGUGUCCAGAUUUUUGGUUUGAAAGAAAAUUAGAAAUGGUGAAGAUGAAUGCUUUCCUUUCGUUUUGUAUUUUAUUCAAAUGUUAAUUUAAAUUGAGAUUCUUGAACUGGGAUGAAUCAAUGAAAGGGUAUGUUGUUCAAGCCAA
This is a messenger RNA of Populus trichocarpa (black cottonwood), 1655 nucleotides long. Its product is annotated as PTI1-like tyrosine-protein kinase At3g15890. Gene Ontology annotation, biological process: protein phosphorylation. The record is from RefSeq and is a predicted model, not a curated record. Gene Ontology annotation, molecular function: protein kinase activity; ATP binding. The transcript is spliced from 4 exons. Lineage: Eukaryota; Viridiplantae; Streptophyta; Magnoliopsida; Malpighiales; Salicaceae. The coding region runs from base 205 to 1320 and encodes 371 amino acids.